This is a messenger RNA of Gorilla gorilla gorilla (western lowland gorilla), 5413 nucleotides long. It is a transcript of the gene ZNF304, whose product is annotated as zinc finger protein 304. The record is from RefSeq and is a predicted model, not a curated record. Lineage: Eukaryota; Metazoa; Chordata; Mammalia; Primates; Hominidae. The coding region runs from base 1184 to 3370 and encodes 728 amino acids. Gene Ontology annotation, biological process: regulation of transcription by RNA polymerase II. Gene Ontology annotation, cellular component: nucleus. The transcript is spliced from 2 exons. Gene Ontology annotation, molecular function: RNA polymerase II cis-regulatory region sequence-specific DNA binding; DNA-binding transcription factor activity, RNA polymerase II-specific.
UGUGUUUUAGUUAUCUAAUGCUACAUGGCAAAUUAUCCCAAAGCUUAGUAACUGCAAACAAUAAAAAUUAAUUAUCUCUCCAGUUUCAGUGCAUUGGUAAUCUGGUUAGAGCAUUUUUUGUUGUUUAUUAUUUUGAGGAUUUUUUUUGUUUUUUGUUUUUUGUUUUUUCAGAGAGUCUUACUCUGUCACCCAGGCUACAGUGCAGUGUUGUGAUCAUGGUUCACUGCAGCCUCAAAUUCUUGCGCUCAAGCGAUCCCCCCACCUCACCCUCCUGAGUAGCUGGGACUAUAGGUGCAUGCCACCACGCCCGGGUAUUUUACUUUUUGUAGAGAUAAGGUCUUGCUACGUUGCCCAGGCUGGUCUAGAGCUCCUGACCUCAAGCGAUCCUUCCUCCUUGGCCUCCCAAAGUGCUGGGAUUACAGGCUUGAGCCAGUGUGCCCAGCCUGAUCACACCUUCUUAUGCAGGUGCUUUUGGCUCUCAUGAAGUUUUAAUCAAGCUCUCAGCCAGUGUUGUGGUCUUACCUGAGAAGAAUCCACUUACAAGCUCACUCACAUUGCUUUUUGCAAGAUUUAGUUUCUUGUGGCUUGUUGGACUGUGAGCAUUGUUCCUUGCUGGCUGUUGGCCAAAGUCCUCCCUCAGGUGGCCUUUCUGUAUUGUACCUUAUAACACGGAAGCUAACUUCUCUUUGAACAAGUGACCAAAAGAAUGUUCAAGAUGGAAGCCCAGGAUUGUAACCUAAUCUUGAAAGUGUCAUUUCAUUAUUUUUGCCAUAUUCUAUUCCUUGGAAAUAAGUAAGUCCAUCCAGGUUACAAUCAAGUGAGGAGGCUUACACAGGUGCAAGAGUACCAAAAGGUAGGGAUCACUGGGACCAUCUCAGAGGCUGUGUUCCACAGGCCUUUACACCCACUCCGGUGUCCUUGGUGGGGUUUGAGUCUUCCUCUCUUCCCCAUAGGCCACUCUUUCUGUCCAUCCAGAUCCAUGACUCUUCUCCUUCCCUUCUUUGUUUCCCAGAGUAGGUGCUGUGGGUUCUAGGGCUGGCUGUGUUCAGUGUUUCUGCCUUCACUGGGUAAUCUGAACAUCUGUUGCCCUAGAGCUUUGCAGGAAAAGGUUAAGAUUCAGGAGUUUUUCAGUCUGCUAAGCAGAUUCUACACAGCUCAGGUGCUCACUGCCUGAGUCCGUGUCAUGAUCUUUGCACCUCUUUGUCCUAGGUUCUGCCCUCAUCCUCUGGCUGACAUUUCCUGGGGCCUGACUGUGCCAGGAAUUUCAGGGGCUGACAUAAUCACUUCUUGUGGUGAUUACAGGGCUGUCCUGGUAUAUCCGCCUUGGAGAGUAUUUUUUCUAAACAUUCUAUUUUCUCUGUGGAGUGGGUCUACCUGCGCCACUCACCUGCCCUUUGUUUGUGUUACAGCUUUCAUUUUCCCAGUCCCAUGCAGUUGCGCAGUUGGAGGGGGCAGAAAGCCUUGGGUGCCUGACAGGGCAGACAUCACUGCAGCCACAGUAAAGGAGACCUACAGAGGGCAUGGCCCUGCUGAAUGGGAGCUGGAAGAGGGUUUUUGGUGUGAAGCAGAACAUGAGGCACCUUCUGAGCAGAGCGUUUUUGUAGAAGGAGUGUCACAGGUCAGGACUGCUGAGUCAGGUCUUUUCCAGAAAGCACACCCAUGUGAGAUGUGUGACCCACUCUUGAAAGACAUUUUGCACCUGGCUGAACACCAGGGAUCACACCUUACACAGAAACUAUGCACACGUGGGCUGUGUAGGAGAAGAUUCUCAUUCAGUGCAAACUUUUACCAGCACCAGAAGCAACAUAAUGGAGAGAAUUGCUUCAGAGGGGAUGAUGGAGGGGCCUCAUUUGUGAAGAGCUGUACAGUCCACAUGUUAGGGAGAUCCUUUACGUGCAGGGAGGAAGGGAUGGACUUACCAGAUAGCUCUGGCCUUUUCCAGCACCAGACCACUUACAAUAGGGUGAGUCCAUGCAGAAGGACUGAAUGCAUGGAGUCUUUCCCACACAGCUCCAGUCUCAGGCAACACCAAGGAGACUAUGAUGGACAGAUGCUUUUCAGUUGCAGUGAUGAAGGGAAAGCCUUCCUGGACACCUUUACUCUUCUUGACAGCCAGAUGACUCAUGCUGAGGUGAGACCCUUCAGAUGCCUACCAUGUGGAAAUGUGUUCAAGGAGAAAUCAGCUGUUAUUAAUCACAGAAAAAUCCACAGUGGAGAAACAUCUCAUGUGUGUAAGGAGUGUGGAAAAGCCUUCAUUCACUUGCACCACCUAAAAAUGCACCAUAAAUUUCACACUGGAAAAAGACAUUAUACAUGCAGUGAAUGUGGGAAGGCCUUCAGCCGCAAGGACACACUUGUUCAGCAUCAGAGAGUUCACACUGGAGAAAGAUCUUAUGACUGCAGUGAAUGUGGAAAAGCCUACAGCAGAAGCUCCCACCUUGUUCAGCACCAGAGAAUUCACACAGGAGAAAGGCCUUAUAAGUGCAACGAAUGUGGGAAAGCCUUUAGCCGUAAAGAUACACUUGUUCAGCACCAGAGAUUUCAUACUGGAGAAAGGCCUUAUGAGUGCAGUGAAUGUGGAAAAUUCUUUAGCCAAAGCUCCCACCUUAUUGAGCACUGGAGAAUUCAUACCGGGGCAAGGCCCUAUGAAUGCAUAGAAUGUGGAAAAUUCUUUAGCCAUAACUCUAGCCUCAUUAAACAUCGGAGAGUCCACACAGGAGCAAGAUCCUACGUGUGCAGCAAAUGUGGGAAGGCCUUUGGCUGCAAAGACACACUUGUUCAGCACCAGAUAAUUCACACUGGAGCAAGGCCUUAUGAGUGCAGUGAAUGUGGGAAGGCCUUCAGCCGUAAAGACACACUUGUGCAACACCAAAAAAUCCACACUGGAGAAAGGCCUUAUGAGUGUGGUGAAUGUGGUAAAUUCUUUAGCCAUAGCUCCAACCUUAUUGUACACCAGAGAAUUCACACUGGAGCAAAGCCUUAUGAGUGCAAUGAAUGUGGGAAAUGCUUUAGCCACAACUCCAGCCUCAUUCUGCACCAGAGAGUUCACACAGGAGCAAGGCCUUAUGUGUGCAGUGAAUGUGGGAAGGCUUACAUUAGUAGCUCCCACCUUGUUCAACACAAGAAAGUUCACACUGGAGCAAGACCUUAUGAGUGCAGUGAAUGUGGGAAAUUCUUUAGCCGCAACUCUGGCCUCAUUCUGCACCAGAGGGUUCACACUGGAGAAAAGCCUUACGUAUGCAGCGAAUGUGGGAAAGCCUAUAGCAGAAGCUCCCAUCUUGUUCGUCACCAGAAAGCUCACACUGGAGAAAGAGCUCACGAGUGCAACAGUUUCGGUGACCCUUUAGCUGCAUCUCUUAAACUUGUUUAACACCAGAAAAUUCACACAAGAGAAAGGCCUUAUGAGCACAAAAUAUGUCAUCUUGUUCAUCCUCAUAGGACUCACACCAGAGCAAUGCUCUGUGAGUACCCUUUGUGAGAGAACCAUCAGCUAGCAGAUGAGCACCGUAUAUUCAUUCCACCCUGGGGAGAUUCCUGAUAAGCACCACAUAUGUGGGAGGCUUUCAUGAGGUGUGUUGCACUUUGUAACUGUCUAGAGCUCUUGAUGGAAUUAUAUCACUGCCAGUGCCUGUGGCGGAAGCCAUCUUAUUGCUACCAGCUGUGUGUGUCAAUCACUCCAUUUUGCUCAGGGAAGGCAGACUUCUGUGCUUUCUUUCCUGUUCCCUACAGGUAAUCAUGAAUAUUUUCAAGGACUUCCCCCACCCCACUUCACCCCCUACCACUGAGGGUCCUCAUCUUUUCCCUCAUGAUUAGGUUCUGAGCAAACAUGAUCUAGCUCUCACCAAAAGGACCUGAGCUAGGGUCUGCUGGGAUUUCCUGACACGAUUUUCCAUCUUCAUGGACAAUGUUAACUGUAAACGUGAUAGCUGUGACUGACUUGUCUUACUGCCAAAUCGCCCAAAUUUGGAACUGCUUGUCCCAUGCUGCUCUGAUUUAUACAGUGAUAAGGGCCUAUUGUGGCAGUCUUUACUCUUGGGGAUUUUGUUACUGUGUAGAGUGGAUUGAGAAAAGAAUUGGGUUCUGUCAUGAAGGGAGUAGCACCUUUUGUGGGCACCACCUUUAUGUGCCUCAGAGGGGACCAAAGGAUGGCAGAAAACAGUUCUCAGUCUAGUUUGACCUAAUUUACACUAUUGCCCUAGGCUUGCUAGGAAAGACUGAAAAAAUUUUUGUGCCUAACUUUGUGGCCUGGCUGCCAGGAUUUCCUGUGAGCCCAGUGAGGAGGGCAUAGUUGGUGCGAAAAUCUCCUGUGCUUCUGGAAGCAACAUAAGUUGGGUCCCUUAACUGUCACGUACUCCCCAGCACUGUUGAGGGAUUGCUGUCUUCUGUACCUGUACAGGAUCAAGUCCCUGAUAUCCAGAAUCCCAUAGGCAAGUAACAUUGACUGUAAGACCUCUAUAGGGCAAUAUGAAAAUCAUGAUUGCUACAGAAGCACUGAGAUAAUGGAGUGGGGAUGACUGUGGCAAACAAAAGGAAAUUCGAACAUUCUAGAGGGGCAUCCACAAAUCUUGGUGCAGUUAUGAUGGUGUGGGAUGGGAGUGCAUAGAAAUUCUCAGGACCUUCAGACAUCUGUAUCUCCUGUGGCCAAGGCCACUGUCAGAGGAAAUAAUCUAAAUGUUUGUGGAUUCCUGUGUCUCCCUGGGCAGUUGACCUGCACAGACAGGAACCUCAGCAGUGACAGAAGAGAGAUCCAGGGAUGGGUCUUCUCUGACCCAGCCAGCAUUCCGAGUGGCUGAGGUGGAUGUGGACAUCAUUGCUUACCAAUUUUUACCAACAUUGAGGCAGGGCUCACUCUCCUAAAUUGUAGGGAGAGGAAUAUGGUAAAGCCAAAAUAGUUGACAGAUCUAACUUUCCUAGUGGAACAGUAUAUAUAGAUUUUAAUGAGGAACAUUUAUUUAACAGCUUUAUGGAGGUAUGAUUAACAUGCAAUAAACUGCAAAUAUGUUAAGUGUAAAAUGUGCUGUUUCAGCAUGUGUGUGCACCUAUGAAACCACCACAGUCAAGAUAUCCAACACAACAAAAGAUUGUCCCUUUAUAAUCCUCAAUUUUUCCUUAUCUUGUUUUCCACAAUUCACAAGCAACAGCAAGCAUUUUCUAUAAUUUUAUAAAUGAAACCAUAUGGUGUGUAUUUUAGGGGGUGGGGCUCUGGCUUUUUCAGUAAACAUAACUAUUUUAAGGUUAAUCCAUUAUCUUGUUGCAUGAAUCAAUUGUUUGCUCAUUUGUAUUGCUGAGUAGUAUUUCAGUAUUUCAUUGUAUACCACAAUUUUUCUUCUUUGUCAACUUAAUUGUUAUGGAUGUUUGGGUAACUUUCAGUUUUUGGCUAUUACAAAUAAACCUCUGAAGAUCUGUUUGCGAA